This is a messenger RNA of Nicotiana tabacum (common tobacco), 1221 nucleotides long. RefSeq names its product DNA polymerase zeta processivity subunit-like. Gene Ontology annotation, molecular function: RNA binding. The record is from RefSeq and is a predicted model, not a curated record. Lineage: Eukaryota; Viridiplantae; Streptophyta; Magnoliopsida; Solanales; Solanaceae. Gene Ontology annotation, cellular component: zeta DNA polymerase complex.
CUUCUCCAUACUUGAAUGCCAGAAGAUUUGAACUUGCUGAUCCCAAAGCUCAAAAAAGAGUGGUAGCUGUGCUUCAUGAGUUCCUCAGUUUGACUAUGGAAAAGAGAAUUCAGAGUUACACAAAUCAAAGGAGUUGGGGAAAGUAGAUGGAUCGCAAUCAAAGUCCACAAGGUGAAACUGCCCAGAUUCUCGUAGAGUUCUUAGAAGUUGCCAUUACGUCAGUUGUAUUCCUCAAAGGAGUUUAUCCAAGUGGGGCAUUUGAAAGACAGCGUUACAUGAAUGUUGUGGUUCAAAAAGCUAGACACCCGGAGCUUCAACAGUAUAUCCAUUCUACUGUCAAUGGACUUCUUCCUUUCAUACAAAAGGGAUUGGUUGAGAGAGUGGCUGUGAUUUUCUCUGAUAGCAACAACGUACCUCUUGAGAGAUUUGUUUUCAAGAUAAAUGUGAACCAGUCCUAUGGUUUGAAGUUGGAGGAAGCUGAUCUGGUGUUCUCUCUUAAAUCAUUUUUGAUCAAGCUUCCUUUGUCACAAUCGAUGAUGAAGGUUCUUCCGCCAGAUUGUAGGUGGGAGAUAACAGCUUACUUUCGGGCUCUCCCGCAGAGUAGUACAAGCAAAGACGCCGAAAUUUGGGUCCCAACUGAUACCCAGCAGUGGCAGCAAGCACCUCUUAUAACUCCUAUUAAGUCCAUGAGGAGUGAACCUCUAGGCAUCCAGCUAUAUCUUGAACAUCCAAGUCUCUCUGAACCAAAGGCUUAGAGAGACGCCAUCUCAGAGGCAUUUGUCGUGGAGCUCAACCAACAUCUUAAGAUAUUCUGUGUUAAUACCUUGACUCCGAGCUUAUAGAACGCAUGUGCCAACGUCUUAUCUGGUGUGGUUCCAUAUAUCUUUCUCACUUUGCUUACAGUUUUUACUAUAAAUAUUAGGUAGAUUAGUCAUACUGAGUUGUAAAGUUGUUGCCAUGUGACUAGGAGGUCACGGGUUCGAGCCGUAAAAACAGCCUCUUGCAGAAAUGUAGGAUAAGGUUUCGUACAAUAGACCCUUGUGGUCUGGCUCUUCCCCGGACGGCCCCUUUUUUAGUCAUAUUGAAUUGUGGAGAGAUCCAUUAAAUUUAGGGAUUUUUACCUAUGUAUACCAUAUAGCAAACCUUAUUACCUCCCAUGUUUAAGGUUUGUGUUUAUUACAUCUAAGCAUACCAAAUUUCAAUUUAUAUACCAUAAUUAAA